CCACACAUGCGCGUUCUCCCAUGGACGAAACAAGUUGAUCCGAGAUAAGCAAAUUCGCGGGCCGAUUUCGCCCCCUUUUACGGCCGAACAAGCUCGAUUCACUAAUGAAGCGAUUCUGCACGAAUGGUGCCCGCACGAGUGGUAUCUCCUUGGCGAGCCGUGGAAGGAAACACAGGUGAUCGCGGAUCGUGCAGGCCGACGCAAAAUAAAAGGAAAACCAAAAGGCCUUGCGCAAAUUCGUCCCCGGCCUAAUCGAUUACAUACAUGCACUGACCAUUCGGCUUUCUCUUACACACAUUUUUUCUUUGGAAAUGAGCACCGCCAGUCCAUCUGAGGUGGAUGAGACAAGGAACUGAUUUUGAAAAUUUUUCAGCAUUCAUUUGCUUUAAAAGAAGUUGGAAAAAAAUGGCUGGUGGAAGAAAACAUUUGGCCAAUCGGAGUCAUCCUGUCCGACCUCCAAGUCUUCCGUGUGAUGAAAAGUCCAGACUUGCUGCCCUCGAUGGCAUGGGCCCAUCUCAAAGGCACAUCCCCAUGCCGGACAUUGCAGUUGAUGGUGAAUUAUUCCACGAAUGUCUGAUGUUCAUGUUUUCCUCUGUGUCCUGCGGACUUCAGUUUCUGCACCUCUACCGCUCAGUUUGGUGGCUUCCCAUGUCAAAUUCAAAAUAUGCAAUGAAUUUUUAUCUGGUUGACCCAUACUUGGUGGCAUUUAUCGGGGCCAUGCUCAGUCGGCAGUUUGUUUACUGCCUCUUCAAAAAGAUCAUAGUACUGACCUUAUUACCAACAUCUCUGCAGCAGGUUGCUGAUAAAGCCCUGAGAUGGACUCUUCUCGGUAUUCUCUCUGUGGUGUUGUUGAUUUGUGCAAUUUUCAUCCUGGACGGAAGUCAAGUUGUAAAUAUUCUCUACUUAGGAUAUCCGGCCUCAGUUUAUUUAAUAUUGUUUGGAUUCCGCAUUGGACCGUUCCUGUGCAGUACGGAUCACGGGCCUGACCAACUAAAAGGUGAGGCUUUUCACUCGUGUCCAUCUACGGCACCCACAGUCAGGGCUGAAGCAGAUGCUCUGAAAGGCGAUUUCAAUGCUCGAAUGAGACAUAUCCUCUUCAACUCUGUUCUCAGCGCAUAUUAUGCUGCUUUCAUACCUUGUUGCUUUGCUCAGAGCUCGUUGGCUUACGAUCUCGUUUGGGCUACACAGCACCUGCUCUUUGUAUGGCUUGGGUGCUUUACCAUGGCUGCAGCACAAACCUUCCCUGUGCAGUAUGUGGAUGUGUUGCAUCGAUCUGCUCUUCACCUAGGAAAGUGGUCAAAGUUGGAGGGUUGCAGAUCUCAUUUGCCAACGCACAUAUGGCACGAAGGAACAGUUUGGCCGAGUGGAUCAUUGGUGAAGUACUCGAGAGAAAUUUACAGAGCAGAGGGUGUGCAGACUGUGUGUGCCGAGCCAGCCAAUCUCGCCCACCUCCGGUUUUAUGCCGUUUUCCACAACCCGGGCCUCCUCUAUGGCACCCUGCUUUUACUGCAAGGGCUGCUGGUGUUCAUUCAACUGGGAUUGCUGGCCCACAUGGGCUCCGAGUGGUGGCGCGCCUUGUCCCUCACAUUGAUGCUGUUCACAAACUACUACACCCUGUUCAAGGCCACGCGUGACACUGUGGUCAGCUGGCGCCUCUCCUCGAGUGAAAAACUUCUUCAUUCGAAACUGGCCGCCGGGUGACAAGGGUGGGUGCACCCUACUAACACGUAAACUAUAGGAAGGGUGUGCAGCUUAGCAGCUUUUUGUUGUGGUUAUCGCGCUUCUGUGAUUCUAGUUGCAAAAAAACUGCCAUGCAAAAAUCUCUGUGUUUGUGAAAUGUCUCAUGAAACGGGACUUGAAAAGCAAGACCAUAUCAAUUCUGAUUCGAUGUACCCUUUCGCUAAGACUAAAAUAUUUUAGUGUUUGGAUGUUGUGUGAUGAUAGUCAUGAAUAUAACUCAAUGCUUUGUGCUCAAACUGCAAAACCAUUAUUUACUUUCUUAUCACGGCCUUUAUUUAAUUGCAUAAAUAUUAUUUAAGUAAGGCAGACGGAAUCGUGGUGUUGCUUAGUUGUGAAGUAAAAUAUCAAAUUCAACAAAACGAAAAGUUAAAAAAAAUUCUAAAAUUAAGGUGAUUCUUCUACGGGGUUUUGGCCAAAACUAGAAAUGCUGCACUGGAUUUCAAAUGAUUCAGAUUAUAAAAGUUGAACUAUUGCGUGUUAA
Molecule: messenger RNA, 2221 nt
Organism: Neocloeon triangulifer
Lineage: Eukaryota; Metazoa; Arthropoda; Insecta; Ephemeroptera; Baetidae
Product: transmembrane protein 39A
Exons: 13
Coding region: 340-1701 (453 amino acids)
Cellular component (GO): membrane
Source: RefSeq, a predicted model, not a curated record